GUCACUACUGUCAAACGAACGAAAAUAGAUUUUCAAUUUUACAAUUUAAAAUUUGUUGAAAAUUCUUUUUCAAAAAUCAAAUGAAACUUUAUUAAAUCUUAUGAAACAAAUCACUUAAAAGAAUAAAACGAAAACAUAAAUAAAAUGUACAAACGAUGACGCUUAGAGAAGAAUUUCGUUCGUGCUGGUUAAUCGCCACCAUUGGUUGUAUUCUCUUCUGCGCCGGAAUAACAAUUCUAUUCUGGAAUGAGGGUCGAGCAGCUCAUAUGAUAGUUUCCUUGGAUGAAGCCCUCGAUGCUGCCAUAACAAUCAAUGCUGGCGAUGAAGUGGAAAACAACUACGAGGGUCGUAUCGUCCAUAUCGCUGGUCCCAUCGUCGUCGGAGAGCCACUCACUGAACCUGAUUAUGACAUCCAAAUUCUGGCUGUGAAGUUGAAGAGACGUGUCCAAAUGUACCAAUGGGUUGAGGAAACAAUGGAGCAAAACUAUGGUGAAUCUUUGUCCACUGUACAGAGUGACAGCAAGACUUACUACUACACUAUGCAGUGGCGGGAUAAGCUCAUCGAUUCUCGGAGCUUUUACAUCCAAACAGGGCACCACAAUCCAAAGAAGUUCCCAGUCGAGAGUCAGACACAAGUUGCCGAGAGUGUCUUCCUCGGGCGCUAUGAACUUGGUAACGAAAUUAAGGCUAAGUUUGAUAAGUUUGUGGAACUCACAUCCGAUACUAGGCCGGAGGAUCCCUCAAUCAAGCUUCAUUUGGGACUUUACUAUCACAGCGAUGAUGUGUUCAAUCCUCAAGUGGGCGACUUUCGGUUGUUGUUCUCUUUUGCUGGAAUGGAAGGUGAAUUGUACACAAUUGUUGGCCAGUUGCAUAAUGGAAAGGUGGUUCCUUAUGUGACAUCGAGAAAUGCUAAAGUUCUUCUCGUCUAUCCGGGAGAGCUGAGUCUGGCACAGGUCUUCAAAAUGGAACACCAUGCUCAGCGAUUAACCACCUGGGGUUUCAGAUUCAUGGGUUGGGUGUGUUUGUUCUUUGGAGCCACCUGCACAGCAUCACUUUUGCAUAUCAUUUUAUCACAGGUAUAUUACCUCUCGUCAUUGGCACCAGAUCCCCGGUAUCCAGCCGGGACGAAUCUAAUGCUUUCGCUUUCAUUGGCUUUAGUUAUUACAUCGGUUGCUUGGGCUUUGCACCGACCUUGGGUGGGUGCGGGCUUGUUACUUGCAGCGGCAUCGCCUUUCUUAUAUUGUGCCCGAACAGUGACCCAAUAUCAGGACUUGAAUUAGGAGAGACGACAAA
Messenger RNA from Eupeodes corollae, 1293 nucleotides. It is a transcript of the gene Tmem43, whose product is annotated as transmembrane protein 43 homolog. Lineage: Eukaryota; Metazoa; Arthropoda; Insecta; Diptera; Syrphidae. Bases 156 to 1280 code for a protein of 374 amino acids. Gene Ontology annotation, cellular component: nuclear inner membrane. The record is from RefSeq and is a predicted model, not a curated record. Gene Ontology annotation, biological process: nuclear membrane organization. The transcript has 5 exons.